Molecule: messenger RNA, 1917 nt
Organism: Chiroxiphia lanceolata (lance-tailed manakin)
Lineage: Eukaryota; Metazoa; Chordata; Aves; Passeriformes; Pipridae
Gene: KCNK9
Product: potassium two pore domain channel subfamily K member 9
Exons: 2
Coding region: 7-1437 (476 amino acids)
Biological process (GO): potassium ion transmembrane transport; stabilization of membrane potential
Cellular component (GO): membrane
Molecular function (GO): potassium ion leak channel activity
Source: RefSeq, a predicted model, not a curated record
CCCUGGAUGGCCCUGCGCACUGGGACGGCUUGGUUUGGGCAGGUCCUGCGCAGAGUUUCCCGGCUUCAGGGCACCUGGUCCCGGCGCUCCAGCAGCCUCCUGUGCCUCUCUUCCUCGCAGGAGUCCGAGCAGGCGGGCGGAGAGCGGCCGCCGCCGCAGCACAAGCUGCCCCGGAGCAGCGGCAGCGGCGGCGGCGGCGGGCGCCGCCAGCCCCCCCGGCGGCUGCUCCCCUGCUGUGGCUGCUGCGGCCUGUCGGAUCCCCGGGCGGCCAGGGGGGGACAUGGUCCCCUCACUCGCCCCUUGCUGGCGGCCAUGAAGAGGCAGAACGUGCGGACCCUGUCCCUUAUCAUCUGCACGUUCACCUACCUGCUGGUCGGAGCUGCCGUCUUUGAUGCCCUGGAGUCCGACAACGAGAUGCGGGAGGAGGAGAAACUCAAAGCCGAGGAGAUCCGGCUCAAAGGAAAGUACAACAUCACCAGCGAGGACUACCGACAGCUGGAGUUGGUGAUCAUGCAGUCCGAGCCGCACCGAGCCGGAGUCCAGUGGAAAUUCGCCGGCUCCUUCUACUUUGCCAUCACGGUCAUCACGACCAUCGGUUACGGACAUGCUGCCCCAGGGACGGACGCAGGGAAGGCCUUUUGCAUGUUCUACGCAGUCCUGGGGAUCCCACUGACACUCGUCAUGUUCCAGAGCCUGGGCGAGCGCAUGAACACCUUCGUCAAGUACCUCUUGAAACGCAUCAAAAAGUGCUGUGGGAUGAGGAGCACCGAGGUCUCCAUGGAAAACAUGGUCACUGUGGGUUUCUUCUCCUGCAUGGGGACACUCUGCAUUGGAGCAGCAGCCUUUUCCCAGUAUGAGGAAUGGAGCUUUUUCCAUGCUUACUAUUACUGCUUUAUAACAUUGACUACGAUAGGGUUUGGAGACUAUGUGGCCCUGCAGACCAAAGGGGCCCUUCAAAAGAAGCCUCUCUAUGUGGCUUUUAGCUUUAUGUACAUUCUAGUGGGGUUGACAGUCAUUGGGGCAUUUCUAAAUCUGGUUGUUCUCAGGUUCUUGACCAUGAACAGUGAGGAUGAGAGGCGGGAUGCUGAGGAACGGGCGUCCCUGGCAGGGAACCGCAACAGCAUGAUUAUCCACAUCCAAGAGGACUCCCAGCAUGGUCGGCCACGGUACAAGGCCGAAGUAACAGACCUUCAGUCAGUUUGUUCCUGCAUGUGUUACAGGUCCCACGAGUACACCAGCCGGGUGGUGUCCCACCAAAAUUCUUUCAGCUCAAAGCUGAACCCCCAGUACUUUCACUCCAUCUCUUACAAGAUAGAGGAGAUCUCGCCAAGCACAUUAAAAAACAGCCUUUUCCCAUCUCCUGUCAGCUCCAUCUCACCUGGGUUGCACAGCUUUACAGAUAACCACAGGCUGAUGAAACGGCGAAAGUCCAUUUAAAGGGAUUUGUCUUUUGCUUUCCUUGUUUUCCCCAGUUCUUCUCUGUUGUUUUGGGUUUUUUUGUUCCUUGAGUGAGAGAGUGAGGCCAAAGGGAGUAGAGCAAGCCAGUCCUCCUCUGAGACUCAGCUCUUGAGCAUGAAGCAUGGAUUAUUACUGUUCCAGCAAAGUAUGCCUUACAUUACCCCCUCGGUGGAUGUCAGAGGAUUCAAGGUGACGUGAAGUGGGUACCAAAUCCAAAGUUGCACACACAGCUGGGAGCCUUCAUGUGCCACUGGCACUCCUGACCUAACAAACUUUUUUUCCUCACGAGCAGGUUGCAGCAUGGAUGUGUGCUUUGCGUGUGUGUCGGGUGUGUGUGUGUGUGUGUGCGUGUGCAAUUCCACAACUAGUGCCAUGUGACAAAAAUUAAAGCAUCAGGUAUUAUUUUUUUUUUCGCCCUUGAAGCAAUUGUGUUCCAGCCUGCUUUUUAGAUUGCUUCCA